Messenger RNA from Laccaria bicolor S238N-H82, 633 nucleotides. RefSeq lists its product as uncharacterized. Gene Ontology annotation, cellular component: EARP complex; membrane; GARP complex. Bases 1 to 633 code for a protein of 210 amino acids. Gene Ontology annotation, biological process: Golgi organization; endocytic recycling; lysosomal transport. The record is from RefSeq and is a predicted model, not a curated record. The transcript is spliced from 4 exons. NCBI's taxonomy places the organism in Eukaryota, Fungi, Basidiomycota, Agaricomycetes, Agaricales, Hydnangiaceae.
AUGUCUGGCACACCUUCGCCUGCUGGUUCACGCGUUCCGUCCACCGCCAGACCACCACCCUCGCCGCUGCGCUCCGCUUCAUCUUCAGGUCCCAUUGCCGCCUCGUCCUCCAGCAACGUCGCGCAGCUGGGCUCAGCCCCUGCUGCUACCUCCAAACGCCCCCCAAUAGCUUCCUCUACGCCUCCACCUGGAGGAAAAGCUCGCGCGAGGGAUUUGCUUCGAAAGCAUUAUGGGUUGGGUGUCGGUGCUCCCCCUCCUCGCACUGGGAACCCUGCUGACCCGAUGGAUCUGAAUUCUCCAGCGUUCGACGCAAAGAGCUAUUACGAACAACUGAUAACGACGUCGUCGUUGCCUGCUUUGCUGAAACGCGAGAAUGAAUUCAUAACAGAAAUUCGACAACUGGACAGCGAGAGGCAGUCAUUGGUGUAUAAUCACCACCAUGAGCUCAUAGCGGCGAGUGACACCAUCGCAGCCAUGAAGACGAGAGCGGAAAGCCUCGACGGCGACCUCGACCUACUCAGAGCUGCUUUUUCUGAAAUAUCACGGCUUUGCGCCGAAGUGUCCUUCGAAAACAAUGCUGCGAGCGAUAGUGGAGAAACAAAAAACUCAUCGGACGUCGUUCCUGCUACAUAG